AUGCAUCCGAAAGUAAGAACAGCCUGCGACAGAUGUUACGUGCUGAAAGAACGAUGCCAACGUGCAACACCCUCUGCCGAAUGUGGGCGAUGUGAGCGGCUGGGCUUGGCGUGUUCGACAGUCCGACCUGUCCGGCCGGUCGGCCGCAGAGCACAUAAAAAGUACGGGACGGACAAGAGACCACAGCGAACCCAGCCAAAGACGGACCAGAUUUUAACCGGCCUCUCUGACCAUGAUCCGGAAGAAAAGGCGCUACUUUCCUUUCUUCUCGUCCAGCCUGGUUCUCUGGAUCAUUUCGUCGUCUGUCCAAGCUUCCAGGCUGAGCAACAACACUCACUAGCUGUACAGCUACCAACCCUGCCAUUGCUCAAAGAUGCAUUUCUUGCCUGUGCAGCCACGUUGAAGCACCUACAGUCGGGCAACGCUGAUGAUCUUGAUGCUGAAGCUAGCAUUCGCUACAUAUCGAAGGCUGUAAACGCUCUGCGAUCGCUGCCUGCGUCCUGCCUACAGGAUGCAGCCGUGUACCAUCAAGUGGGCAGUCUUCUUGCUUUCUCCAUACACUCAUCCAUCGGUGCAGGUGUUGCAGAAAUCUCCCGUUACUGUCUAAGUGCAGCAAGCUCAAUCUACAAUGAAGUUGAGUCUGGUGCACAUACCGAUCCGUGGCAAAGCUUCCUCAUUUUACAAGAAACCAUGGACUGCAUCCUUUACAGACAGAAACCAACAAUCAGAAUCAACACGUCGGCCUCUUCAGUGGUCGACCGUCGUCUUGGACUCUGUCUUCCAUUGUUGCCUCAUUACCAGGACCUCUGUGUAAUCAGUAAUUCAAUCCUUUAUGCAGCAGACGUCAAUGAAUUGGCUCGCCUACAAAAGCAGUUGGAUGAUAUCCGCCGUGUUGUGGAACCAUGGCAGCCCCCGAAUAUGGAUCAACUUCUGGAACGAUUCGAAUCUGCGGAAAUCGUCCACCUUCUUGCGCAAGCCAAGCUGUAUCGACUGGGGGCGCUUCUUCUGGGACACCGCCUGCGAUAUCCCUUUGGGCAACAAGAUGCGCAAGGCCAGAUAUGGUCCAGGGAAAUUUUCAUGGAGCUAGAAAUGGCAAAACGUGUCACGAAGCGAACCAUGCGGUUCGUGACGCUACCAUUCGUCAUCGCAGCCGUCGAAGCUCAAGGGGAGUUAUUGCGCCUUCAAGCGCUCCAGCUUGUCCAUGACUGCGUAGACCAGUACGCCCCAUCCCUGCAAAAGGUGACUAAAGCAUUUUUGUCACGAAUCUGGCAUGAGAGGGACAUGAAUCUAACAACUUGUUGGUUCGACUCUACAUAUAAACCAUGUCCAAUCUUGAAUUCUAUCAAUGGAUCAUAG
Molecule: messenger RNA, 1356 nt
Organism: Pestalotiopsis fici W106-1
Lineage: Eukaryota; Fungi; Ascomycota; Sordariomycetes; Amphisphaeriales; Sporocadaceae
Exons: 2
Coding region: 1-1356 (451 amino acids)
Biological process (GO): regulation of DNA-templated transcription
Molecular function (GO): zinc ion binding; DNA-binding transcription factor activity, RNA polymerase II-specific
Source: RefSeq, a predicted model, not a curated record